CCGCUGGUACACAUUAAAACACACGCACAUACACAACAAAUGCACAGGCACGCGCGCGCGCGCGGGCGUUUAGAAAACAAUUCCUUUUUAUGUAAAUAAUAUUGUUUUAACAGAAAGUCCUUUUUAUUCCUUGCACCUCUCUUAGGUAACUUAAUAAAAAGAAAAUAUUUUCGUAAACACUAAGAAAAGUGUAGCAUUUUAAAUCUCACUUUUCCCGCGAAAUUUAUCUUCGGUUGCCGCGUGCACCGUCUCAAAAGAAAAGGUUACGUUGUAUUUCGUCUGGGUAUACGCACGAAUUAGGAGUUUUCAAUAUGAGUAACUUUCGAAAUUAUUGACUAAACAAUGUGAACGUUUAAAACGUAUACUUCGUAUACGUUGCGUAUAAUAAUAUUGUGAAAAUAAUAAAAGAGCGAUAUUCGAGAAGGAAAGACAUUGCUUCUAUUAAAGGAAAAAAAAUAUGUCUGAUGAAAUGACAUGUGACAUUUUAUUAUGUGAGUGGAAAAAAUAAUUACAAUGAGCGAAGAAUGUCCAAAUUGUCGGCAAAUUACAAAUACAUCAGAUUCAAGACUGAUAAAAGAUAGUUGUGGUCAUAGCAAAUGCAGAAUGUGUCUUCUAUAUGAAGAAGAAGGAUGUAAAACUUGCCGUGAUCUUCCACAAAACGAUGGAGACUUUGUUGAAUUAACAAAUGACAAUCAUGCAAAUGCUAAAAGUUCUGUAAUCGGAGAAGAGAUAAUCUUGCCUUUAGAGCUUGUUAUUAAUAAAAAUUCAAAGUGUAUCUAUAAAGACACUCUUAAUAGCGAAAAGGAUAUAUAUAAAUUGUCAACUGUAAACACUGACAAUGAGAAAAGCUCGAUUGAAACGUAUAUUCCAAAGAUAGAAUCAUGCGAUGUAAGUUCAAAUGUGCAGAUUCAUUUAAAUAAUGAAAACGAUUUGGUAUCCCAAUCAACAGAUGCUUUUAAUGAUGUUCAGACGCCUAUAUCAACGAGAGCAAAUGUGAGAAACGCAAAACCAAAGUCAGAUCCUAUUGAGUUUGUUGAUAAUAAAGGUACAGUAAAGGAUAAGCACUUAAAAUCUUCCAAUAGAAGCCAUAUAUCGGUAAUAGCUGGAACUCCAGAAAAGUAUAAAUGUAAUGCUUGCGAUAAAAUAUUCCGGAACAAAAAAGGCAAAUGUUACCACGACGCGUGCGUAACUGGGAUUAAGCCUUAUCAAUGUACUUUCUGUGAUAGAGGUUUUGUUAAGAGAUCCCAUUUUGAAUAUCACGAAAGAGUUCACAGUGGAUAUAAACCGUAUAAAUGUGGUAUAUGUGAGAAAGCAUUUCCACAACAAAACAAAUUGAAUAGACAUAUGCAUACGCAUAACAAAGAAAAGCAAUUUAUAUGCCCUAAAUGUAAAAAAAGAUACAGUAAGCAAGAAGAUUUGAAAAGCCAUUUGAAUAGUCAUAACAAUUCUGUCGUUUAUACCUGCAAAGCCUGUGAAAAAUCUUUCUGUGUUUUGACAAAUUUGAAACGUCACAUGAGAACGCAUACUAAUGAACGGCCAUACGUGUGUGACCAAUGCGGUAAGAGUUUUAAAGAUAAAUCUUUGCUAAUACGUCACAAGAGAACUCAUCAAAAAGACAGGCCUUUCUCGUGCGCCCAUUGCAAUAGAGUUUUCUUAUCCAAGAGUGAAUUAAGACGUCAUCUGGCAGUACAUUCAGAUGACAAACCAUUCUCCUGCGAGUACUGUCAAACCGUCUUCAGGAGGAAGGAUAAUUUAAAUCGUCACAUUAGGCAUCAUCAUACAGAUAUUUCAACAGUCGAUAUGAAUAAAUUACAAGGUCUUAGAGGAAUUGCAAGUAGAAAGGUAUUAAAAUCAAAACAAGUGAGCACGAAACAUAAGCAAAAAGGAAAGAAGGUGGAAAGAAUGACGUCGUCCAACGUUAUAUUAAAGUCCAAUAAAGUUUCAUUAGGUGUCACAAAUUCUCAUGAACAAAUUAACUCUAGAUUAGAUCCAAUGGGUAAUAUUACGCCAGUUAUAAGAACUACCACCGAGCUAAGUAAUGCAGUACCCGUUAUUAAUGGUCCUAUUUGUAUUAGAAAGCCAGAAGAUAAGACCGAAAGUAAUAAGAAAACAUUUACGUAUACAGAACCAAUACCGCUCGCCGAAGCUGUCGUAAUAAACAGAAGAAUAGAAGAGAAGUUGUAUCCUCAGAAUAUGUCUCGCCAUAAUUAUUUUUUGUGCAAUUAUUUGAAUCAUUCUGACAAGCAUGCAAUAACACCUUCAACGAUGCGCGCUAAUCACUCUAUGAAAGCUAAUUAUUCCAAUCUCAAUGGUUUACCCUCCGAAACAACAACGGUGACCGAAGCUACGUUUCUAUGCCAAACUACAGAAUCGGGUAAUUUUAAUUUGGAAAAAGAUUCAACGAUACAACAGGAAAUAUCCAAAGAAAAAUCUGUCGAUUGUGACGAUACAAAGACACUAAACGAGGUUACUACAUUAAAAAAACCUAAUGAUCUUUUAAUCGAAGUAAUUAAAGAUUGCAAUUCAACAAUCGGUACCAAGGAAGAAAAGCAAGAACAAGCAAAUUGUGUUUCUACUAUAAAGAAGACAUUCAUGCGAUAGAUCUUAUUAAGUUAAAAAAAAAAAAUGAUAUUUUCACAUAAUAAACAAGAUAUUUUUUCCUCCAAAAGGAAAAAAAGCGAGCGAUACAAGAUUGAAAUACGAUAUAGA
Molecule: messenger RNA, 2709 nt
Organism: Vespa mandarinia (Asian giant hornet)
Lineage: Eukaryota; Metazoa; Arthropoda; Insecta; Hymenoptera; Vespidae
Biological process (GO): regulation of transcription by RNA polymerase II
Cellular component (GO): chromatin; PcG protein complex; transcription regulator complex
Molecular function (GO): RNA polymerase II cis-regulatory region sequence-specific DNA binding; DNA-binding transcription factor activity, RNA polymerase II-specific
Source: RefSeq, a predicted model, not a curated record